Archocentrus centrarchus (flier cichlid) is the source of this 1407-nucleotide messenger RNA. RefSeq names its product myelin-oligodendrocyte glycoprotein-like. Gene Ontology annotation, cellular component: external side of plasma membrane. The record is from RefSeq and is a predicted model, not a curated record. NCBI's taxonomy places the organism in Eukaryota, Metazoa, Chordata, Actinopteri, Cichliformes, Cichlidae. Bases 197 to 775 code for a protein of 192 amino acids. The transcript is spliced from 3 exons. Gene Ontology annotation, biological process: T cell costimulation; cell surface receptor signaling pathway; negative regulation of T cell proliferation.
CUACCUGGAAGCAGCGGAGCUGAAAUCGCUUAUCCGCGGACUCGUCACCCGGCGGGGGGUGGAGUGGGAUGUUUGAACCGCACCGCAGAGUUUAAAUCAUCCGCGCAUCGGCUGCUCGACGCUGUUUAUCGGGCGUCCAGACCCUGAUAAAUCCUAACACACGGCCUCUCUAAAAGCAGAGGAAGCAGACACAGGAAUGUCUGCAGGAACAUGUGCGUCUCUCUGCUGCGCUCUGCUCUUUGCUGGCAUCUCCAUCUCUGCAGGCCAGGAAACCAUCACAGCUGAGCCUGGACAGAACAUCAUUCUGCCAUGUCGAGCUCCAAAUAACAACCAGAUCAGAGCUGUAGUGUGGGCCAAACCUGAUCUAGAAGAUGAACAUGUGUAUUUGUACCGGGACGGACGGUUUGAUCCAGAAGAGCAGAAUCCAGUUUAUAGGAACCGGGUGGAUCUGCAGGACACACAGAUGAAGGACGGAGACGUGUCUUUGAUCCUGAAGGAUGUGACAGUUAAUGACACUGGAACAUAUGAGUGUCGCGUCAUCCAGAGAGGAGCGAGCCACAGUAACAAGGCGCCCAGCAUCAUCUACCUGAGAGUUGUUGAUCCUCCAGGUCCAUCAGGAGGAACCACAGAGGAUGGAGGAUCUGCUGGACUGAUAGCUGGUCUGUCCGUUUCUGCUGCAAUUCUUCUCCUUAUUAUUAUUAUUGCUGUUGUUGUUUUUUUGACCUACAGGGAAAAAACCCUGAAAUCAAACAUCAUCAGGUGUCAAAUAUUUUGAAAUGAGUUAUUUCCAGCUGAACUGUAAGUCUCUUUUUUCAAGUUGUCUCUCAACACAGGAAAGACAGAGGAGAACAAGCUGAAAUUAAUAAUCAUCAAUGCUGUGUUGUUACAUUAAAGUUAAACCAUUUCCCUCCACGAAGGAGACUCCAGGCUGUUUCUGUUGUGUUGAUUCAUUUCCUUUACACUUUGUUUUUGUGGCUUUGUUUGUUGUUAAUAAACUUUUGAAUGUCUCAGUAAUGUAAUCAGUUCUGUGAUUGUUUGUUUUCUGUGACUGUCAAAGCUGUUUUUGUUUUUUACCUGCUGAACUAGUAGAUGCAGAUUUAAUCUGACCUGGAAUCAGUCCAAAGGAACUGUUUUUACUGUUACAGCUGUAAUAACAUUCAUUGUUGGCUCAGUGGCGCCCCCUCUCAGAGUUACUGGCACAUUUGAAAUGUUGCCAGUUCAGAAUAGAUGAAGCUGAGGUAGUUAUUGACUAAGAGAGUUGUUGUACUGUUGCUGCAACACAAAAGGGGAGCUUGAAGAGAUUUCAUCCUGCACAGUGGGGCAUGAUGGAAAAGAUAAACUUUGCUGUUCAUUAUUAUUGUGUCAACGUUUGCCUUUUAAGUUGCAUAUUAAAAAUAAAUGAAUGUU